Spodoptera littoralis (African cotton leafworm) is the source of this 1782-nucleotide messenger RNA. The record is from the annotation of a GenBank genome assembly. NCBI's taxonomy places the organism in Eukaryota, Metazoa, Arthropoda, Insecta, Lepidoptera, Noctuidae.
AUGGCGUUCUGGAGGAUAUUAACAGUUGCUUUCGCUACAUCGAUGUUCGCCGAAGCAAAGUCGUACCAUUAUCAGAAGCGUGAAACAUCAGCAAACAUAUGUGACCCUAUAUACAACAAUACAAAUGCCGUACAAUGUUACUGUAUCCAGACUGGAAACUUGAUACGAAGUGCAAGUUGUCACAUGGUUAAAAAAGACGUUCCGACAGAUGACAAAACUUGGGACAAUUUCGAAAUUUUAAAAGAAAUCACUAAACUCACUAUCUCCAACACCAGAGGCAUCGCAAUUCCCUACAUACCCACGAAUGCUCUAAAACAUACGAAUAAGUUAUUGAAAGUGGACGUAAAGUAUGGGAAUAUUGAAAGAAUCGAUGCUUUCGCUUUUGCCAAUUUGAGUCUAAUUGAAGAAAUUAUGUUAAGUGAUAAUCAAAUAAAAAUACUGAAAAAACAUGCUUUUGCCCAUCAUAGAGACUUAACCGUUCUUGGGUUGGAUUCCAACAACAUAAUCGAGAUAAAUAGAGAUGUAUUUAUUGAAUUACCAUCACUAGAAACACUAUAUCUCACAAACAACAAAAUAACUACAAUACAUGAUAAAGCGUUUGUACAUUUAAUCAACUUAAAAGAACUCGAAAUAGAUCGAAACGGUCUUUUUAGUUUGAAUAGCGAGACGUUUUCAGGGCUAAGAAAUUUGCAAAAAUUAGAUCUCAGUAGUAACAACCUUGAAGUGAUCGGAGACAAUACAUUUUUGCCUCUGGUCAACCUUAGAACAUUGAAUUUGGAAGAGAAUAAAAUUCAAAUGCUGGACGAGAAAGCGUUCAACGGUUUGGCACAGCUAAAUAUUUUGAACUUGGCACAUAAUAAGCUCACAACUAUUGAAAAUGUCAAAACAUUUGAAGGUCUGGAAUCGCUAACAAUGUUAAAUUUAAAAAGCAAUUUGCUUAAUGAACUGAAGCCUCAAGUAAUGUCACCAAUAUUGAAAAACUUCUACGGCAAUACCAGUAGCUUGGAUGUGGAAGAAAACAACUUCCCUUGCGACUGCCGUUUAGAUUGGUUCAUAUCACUGAUGAAUAAGACGCAGAACAUUCAUUUCAAACGCGCUAUUGAGAACCUUAAAUGUAAUCCAGACAACAAUUUAAGGGAACUGUGGGCCAAAACUGAAGAACUUGAAAAGAAUACGGGUCAAGUCCUUGCUGAAGAAGAGGAAUCUCAAGUACAAAAUACGGACUACGAAUACUAUGACGAGACACAACUCAAUGGAAAACUAUUCUACAUAGAUGUAAGGGAUUUGGCAAACUGCACUAACACUAGUCGUCGAGUACUAAACGCGGCAGUUGUUGGAAAGAAACCAGCAACAAUUGUGGACGCAGAUGCCAAGUUAUCUACCAAAGCAAAAGCUAGUCCAGUAACUACACCGAUGUCCACAACAGAAUACGAAAUGUCAUCAUCUGUAACGACACCUGAAGACACUGAAGAUGUAGUUGAAACUAAGAAAUCCAAAGAAGAUGGAAUAUUGAAACCAAAUAAAGAAAACGAAACGAAGAAUAAAGAAUCAUUUACAACUGUUCGUCUUGUUACUGUUUCUGCUAAACCCCUUGAGCAUAAUUAUGAUCAUGACAUGGCUUCGGACGAAGCACGACCAGAGAAAGUUAAGGAGCACACUCGCAAGAGCAUUCAAGACGAUAUACAAUCCUCGCGUAAGAGGGCCGACAGUAGUGCAAGCAGUAAUGUGAAUAGUGUGGCUUUAGUAACAAUGAUAUUAUGCUUUAGACUGUACUUUUAUUAA